UCAGGGCGCCAGGCCCACGUACAGCAGGACAGCACUCGCGGGCACUGCUGGAUGGGCCGCCGGCCGCCGAGGGCCUGCACAGGGUGCAGCAAUGCUUAUCUCCACGGCCUCGAUGCCCCCUGAGGCGGCUGGCUCGUGUUCCCAGGGGCCUCCUGGUCCCCCACCGCCCCUGCUGCCCAAGCCUGGGAAGGACAACAUGCGUCUGCAGAGGCUGCUGAGGAAGGCGGCCCGGAAGAAGGUGAUGGGGGGCGGGCCCUCUGCCCCACCAGGGGCUUUUCGUGCCUCCCUGUCCCCCGUGAGCGAGGCCAGCCAUGACCAAGAGACCACGGCCCCACGCCCUGCCGAGACCUGGUGUGUGGCGUCCACCCUGGCCGGCGCCCCGCACACGCCUGUCAUCCACCAUGUGGCGUCACCCCCGCAGAAGCCCUCCGCCUCCUCCCUCAGCUUCACCCAGUGCAGGAGCCUGGCAGCUCAUGUCAAGGCCCCGGGGCCCCAGCCCACAGCCCCAGAAGCCCCCUGGCCCCCCAGUGGCUCUGACCAAGUCUUGGGCCCUGCAGUGGGGGGCACCCACGUCAGUCAAGUACACAUCCAGCUGGUGCCGUCCCCACGGGCUGGGACCCCUGAGCCUCCUCGGAUGGCCCCAGAUGGGGGCCCUGGCGGCCAGGACCAAGGCACAGUCUCUUGCCCUCCUGGGUCCCAGCCCUCCAUCCCGGUGGCCCACAUCCGCCCACUUCCCACCAGGGCCGCAGCUGCCAGGCCCUGGCCUGAGGUGCCCCCUGUGCCCAAGCCGCCUCCCUGCUUCCAGGCCUCAGGGCCCAGAGAGGGCAGCAGCCGGGUCGUGGUGCCCGUAGUCCCCAUCUGCUCGCCGGGACCCUCACCUUACAGGCCAGCCCCUGCGGCCCCCGACACUGAGGACCCCCCCACGGCUGUCCCUGGUGCUGAGGCCAAACAGGUCUCCAGCCUCCAAGGGGCCUCAGCCCCCACCCCACCGUCAGGCCCGCACCCUUGCCCUGUCCCCAAAGUCGUGCCCAAGCCUCGGCUCAGCGGCUGGACACGCCUCAAGAAGCAGCUGAUGCAGGAGGCGGAGGAGCCCCCGUUCCUGGGCCCUGAGCAGAAGCCUGAGCGCACGGAGCAGGAGGUGGCAGCCCCCGCCCACUGGACACCCCGGCCCCCCGCCUCCCGGGCCUCCAGGCUGUGGGACGCAGUGCUGUACCGCGUGUCGGUGGCCGAGUCCCGCGGUGGUGGCCCUGAGGGGCCCAGGGACGAGGGGCGCUCCCUGGCCAGCCUCAGCCGCCUGCCUUUCCUGUACCGGCCCCACUUCAACGCCCGGAAGCUGCAGGAAGUGGCCACCCGGGCCCCCCCGACCAUCCCCUCGGUCUUGGAGCUGAGCCCCCAGCCCAAGAACUUCAACCGGACGGCAACCGGCUGGAGGUUCCGGUGA
Molecule: messenger RNA, 1441 nt
Organism: Hipposideros armiger (great roundleaf bat)
Lineage: Eukaryota; Metazoa; Chordata; Mammalia; Chiroptera; Hipposideridae
Gene: PRR33
Product: proline rich 33
Exons: 2
Coding region: 92-1441 (449 amino acids)
Source: RefSeq, a predicted model, not a curated record